Molecule: messenger RNA, 3595 nt
Organism: Stegastes partitus (bicolor damselfish)
Lineage: Eukaryota; Metazoa; Chordata; Actinopteri; Pomacentridae
Gene: npnta
Product: nephronectin a
Exons: 14
Coding region: 79-2121 (680 amino acids)
Cellular component (GO): membrane
Molecular function (GO): calcium ion binding
Source: RefSeq, a predicted model, not a curated record
CAUCCACGCACACACUCACCGGAGUCACUGUGCUUCCAGGCAUCGGGCUGCUUUUCUCUCCUCGCACCUCCUCAGUACAUGCUCAUUCUGAGGGGCGCCAGCAGACCUCUCCUGCCGGUGCACCUUCUAAGAAACUCACCUUUUUCUUUUCCUCCUUGUUGCUUACCUGCUGCUGCUUUUGGAUUUACGGAGAAGAGCGAGCAGCGUGGGCGCGUAACUCCCGGAAUCAUGGAAUUAUGGAUAAAGUUGAUGUUGUUGUGCAGCUGCUGUUUGGGAGCAAGUGCAGACUUCGAUGGCAGGUGGCCACGGCAGAUGGCAUCAUCCAAUGGACUGUGCCGAUACGGGGCCAGGGUGGACUGCUGCUGGGGAUGGACGCGCCGCUCCUGGGGUCACUGCCAGCCUCUCUUCGCCUUAACUCACAGAGUAGUCGGGAUAAGGUGCCAGCCCCAAGCUGUGUGUCAGCCUGGCUGCAAGCAUGGAGACUGCGUGGGACCCAAUAAGUGCAAGUGCCAUCCCGGCUUCACUGGCAAGACCUGCAAUCAAGAAGAGGCGCUGGACUAUUUAACCCCACCAGUGUGGGCCGGUCGCCUUCCUAUCUUUCUUCCCGUGGACCAUCAGCCAGCGAGAGUAGUGACGGAGGACCUGAACGAGUGUGGGCUGAAGCCGCGGCCCUGUAAACACAGGUGCAUGAACACGUACGGGAGUUACAAGUGCUACUGCCUAAACGGCUACAUGCUGAUGCCUGACGGGACCUGUGGAAACGCUCGCACUUGUGGCAUGGCCAACUGCCAGUAUGGCUGUGAGGUGCUGAAAGGAGAGGUCCGAUGUCAGUGUCCAUCGCCCGGGCUGCAGCUGGCUCCAGAUGGAAGAACCUGCGUGGAUGUGGAUGAGUGUGCAGCAGGGAUAGCGGUGUGUCCCAGGUUCAGGAAAUGCAUCAACACCUUUGGGAGCUACAUCUGCAAGUGCCACGAAGGGUUCGACCUGCAAUACAUCAACGGGAAAUACCAGUGCAUAGAUGUGGAUGAGUGCUCUUUAGGUCAGAGCCACUGCAGCAGCUUCGCCACCUGCUACAAUACACCAGGCUCAUACAAGUGCAAAUGCAAAGAUGGCUACAGGGGGAUGGGCCACGACUGUAAACCCAUUCCUAAGGUGAAUAUUGACCCUCCGAGACCAGGCAAACUGCCUCCAAAUCAUCACAACUACAUCCCAGACUUGGAUCACAAGAGGACCACCACCGUCCGCCCGCCGGUGACUCAAAGGAGGAUCUUCCCCGUUAUUCCCAAAUCGCCAACCACCACCACCACCACCACCACUACGAGAACCACCACCACUACCAAACCACCUCUGCCUCCAAAGAGGGUCACCCCACCUCCACGCAAGCCGGCGGUUCCCACCAGAAAGCCCUUUGUUCCCACGAGGAAGCCGUCAAUGCCCACACGCAGACCGUACAUCCCACCGAGGCCAGUAGCUCCCACCAGACCUCCCUUGCCUCAGCCACCGGUCACACCUGUAGACAACAGCAUCCAGAAGGAGGUCACCAAACAGAGAGGGGAUGUCCACAUUCCUCGGAACCCCGGCCACAACACUGUCCUCGACAUUGACUUUGACAUUGAGCUCGGCAACACUGCGGAUGAAGCCAAGGAUGACCCAGCGUCGGGGUAUCUGAGCUGCUCCUUUGAUGACGGUCUUUGUGGUUGGAUCAGGGACAAAGACGGAGACCUUCACUGGGAGACGACGCCUGAUCCGUCAGGCGGGCGGUACCUCACCAUUCCCGAAGCAGGAAACAAGAGGACCGGCCGAGGCGCCCGGCUGGUCCUCCCACUCACCCCUCCCUGGAACGACGGCAAUCUGUGCCUGUCAUUCCGGCACAAGCUGGCAGGUCACCAUGUGGGAAUGCUUCAAGUGUUUGUGAAGAAGGGGAAGCAGUACAGUCCGGCAGUGUGGGGUCGAACAGGUGGAAAUGGCUGGAGACACACCCAGAUCACACUAUGGGGCACGGGCCUGGAAAGUGUGAUCCUGAAGGGGGAGCGUGGGCGAGGCAGGAGCGGGGAGAUGGCUGUGGACGACAUCACCUUGAGGAAAGGCGCCUGCACAGAGGAGCACAAUCUGAGGAGACUCUGACUGACAGAACAGAGGAAGGCAGACAGAAAACAUGAGGGAGAAUCAUCUCAAAGAGAACAGACUCUGUUGUGACACCCCCUCACUCUGCCUUGGCGCUCACUGAUCCCCUCCCUCCCUCCUUCCUCCCUCCUUGCUCCCCCUCCUCCCAGCCAUCACGUGAACGGUACCCAAAAAAUUGUGUGUCUGCAGAACAUUGUUUUUUUUUUCCUCUUUUUCUCGACUGUCUGUGAAUAUAAAAGGACUGAAGCUAAUCUCAUGGGCGGAUCCUGGCAGCGCACCCCUCGGCCUCUCUCUUGCUCUCUCUCUCUCUCUCACUCUCUCUCUCUCACUCCGUCACCUUGUUACUCUGAAACCUGCAUGCACCUACUUACCAUGGAAAUGUCCUCCACCUAACACAGCCCUGGCAGCCCUCCAGCCACACCUCUGAGAGGCCCACAUUCACUUCAUUUCUUCCCGGAGAGGAUCUCUUCCUUCAUUAUGGAGUCCACUUUUGCUUUGCUUUGAUCCUCUUUCACCACGAGCCAUUGCUUUUUUUAUUUUUUAUUUCUUUUAUUUGCUUGAUGGUAAAAUAUGUGGCCACGGGUGCAGUUUGUGACUGUUCAGCAAAAUAUCAGAACAUUUCCUUGAGGGUUAGAGAUGAAAAAAUAAUGCAAACCACAAAUUGUAUUUGUCAAAAUUCACUCCAAAUCUGAUACAGACCGAUAGUAUUAAACCAAUUUGCCAUUCAGUUUAACCUGCUUUUGUUGGUCAAAUCUGAGUUUUUGGUGUUUUUUUUAUAGCAAGUUGUUUUUUCACGGCUUUUCUUUUGUUGUCACAGUAUUUCAAAGAUCUGCUUGGUAGAAGAGAGUUUAAGUAUUUAGCACCUUUUCUAUCCUGACCUUUUAUCGAAGACUCGUAAAGUUUAUUUAAACUCUCUGCGAUCACGCUCGUCAGAUACUUGAAACGUGUCAAACAGAGUCGGUGUAUCAUUUUUUUGACACUUGCAACUCAACAGUUACUUUCUAUUAUACAGUAUGUGCUUUGUUAUAUUAAGUGCAGUUUGUUAUAAAGACAAUGAUGCCGACGACUUUUUAGGCUUUCACAAAUUGUAUUAUUGUAAAUGUAGUCGUGUGUACAUACUCUAAAGAUGUACAAUUCCAUUUGUUGUGUGGUUUGUAUGUCGUGUAAAUUCAUGCACAAGUAUUAAUUGGAUUUCAAGUGGUUGGUUAUUUCAACAUUUAAAGAACAUGUACGCAGAUGGAAACCUUGCGCAGUGCAAGGCUGUGUGUAAAGUGCGCAAAAAUAUGUGUGUGUUCAUGUGGUAUAAUGCUCUGUCUGUUACUUGCAAAGCACAUAAUUGCAUAUUGUAUGCUGUGAUAAUGAAGGGCAUCGGCUGGAAUUUAAAGGUUUUCUGUAUGCAUGGAUGCAUUCACCAAAUUCAGAUUUAUCCAGACCAGUAUGUAAAUAAAAGACAUUUGACUGACGUAUUAUGAAA